Messenger RNA from Seriola aureovittata, 5348 nucleotides. It is a transcript of the gene fxr2, whose product is annotated as FMR1 autosomal homolog 2. The record is from RefSeq and is a predicted model, not a curated record. NCBI's taxonomy places the organism in Eukaryota, Metazoa, Chordata, Actinopteri, Carangiformes, Carangidae. Gene Ontology annotation, cellular component: presynapse; dendritic filopodium; growth cone. Gene Ontology annotation, biological process: anterograde axonal transport; DNA damage response; regulation of dendritic spine development. The coding region runs from base 653 to 2680 and encodes 675 amino acids. Gene Ontology annotation, molecular function: protein homodimerization activity; mRNA 3'-UTR binding; translation regulator activity. The transcript has 17 exons.
CACUCUAUCGGCGUGUGUUCAGGGGACGGGUAGUUGGAGUAAGGAGUCGCCGGGCGGUAGUGCGUCUCAAACGCUUUUUGGGAAAGAAACGCCGCUGAAAAUUGCACCACAGACUGAAGAAACGACCCCCGGUGACGACUUCUGUGAAAUUAUUCAACGCGACGACUGCGCCACACGCACAACCAUCAAACGCAGCCAGGCUAUCAAAUGCUAGCCAGCUAGCAUCCCUGAAAACUGACGGGAUCAAGGUGUUGAUAGCUAGCCUCCCAGCUAAUUAUCCAUCAGCUAGCAUCCUCCUGCCGUAGCAUCAUUAGCUUGCUUCUCCUCCUCACGCACGUCGAGACUUCACUGCUCGUGGCGGUGCCUUUUAGCUCGCGAGCACCAAAUUCCACAUUCAGACAAAAACAGACAUCGGAGCUUCCUAACUGGCUGCCGCUGGAGAGAGCGUCUGCGUUGUAUUAGUUGACACCAUCACACCCAUCUCCCCAACCCCUUCACCUCUGCCCCUCUCCCUCCACCCGAAACACUGGAAAUCCACAAGCGGCCGGAUAGCGGCGAAGGGCCGGCGAAGCUGGGGGUGGUAACGUUACCGGACUCGCAGGGAGUCGUAACGGCUACAGACAAGCACAGCCGUGGGGAUCUACCGACGAGUAUGGACGGACUGGCCGUGGAAGUUCGCGGCUCGAAUGGGGCCUUCUAUAAGGGUUACAUCAAAGAUGUCCACGAAGACUCUCUCACAAUUGUAUUUGAAAAUAACUGGCAGCCAGAGAGACAGUUGCCCUUCAGUGACGUGCGGUUGCCUCCUCCAGCCGACUACCACAAGGAAAUUGGUGAAGGAGAGGAGGUGGAGGUUUACUCCAGGGCCAACGAACAGGAGCCGUGUGGCUGGUGGCUGGCACGGGUCAGAAUGAUGAAGGGAGAGUUCUACGUGAUUGAAUACGCUGCAUGUGACGCCACAUACAAUGAGAUUGUCACAGCAGAGCGCAUCAGGCCCCUCAACCCCAACAGCCCUUCCUCUCGGAACUCCUUCCAUAAAGUCCCCAUCCCUGUCCCAGAAGACCUGAGGGACAUCUGUGCAAAUGACAACAUUCACAAAGACUUCAGGAAAGCUAUCGGAGCCAACUGCAUCUUCUUCAGUGCCCAAACACACGAACUCAUUGUGCUGUCUACAAAUGAAACCACAGUAAAGCGUGCAACUCUUCUGAGUGACAUGCAUUUUCGCAGCAUCAGAACCAAGCUUAUGCUAAUGUCCCGCAACGAAGAAGCCACCAAACAUUUGGAGACAAGUAAGCAGUUAGCAUCAGCCUACCAGGAGGAGGUGAGGGUCAGGGAGGACCUGAUGGGUCUCGCCAUCGGCUCCCAUGGUGCCAAUAUCCAGCAGGCAAGGAAGGUGCCUGGAGUCACGGCUAUCGAGCUGGAGGAGGAAAGCUGCACAUUCAGGAUCUACGGAGAGACCCCAGAGGCAGUGAAGCAAGCUAGAGAGUAUCUUGAGUUCAAAGAAGACUACUUUCAGGUACCCAGGAAUCUUGUAGGCAAAGUCAUCGGCAAGAACGGCAAAGUCAUCCAGGAGAUUGUGGACAAGUCGGGCGUGGUCCGUGUCAGGAUUGAGGGAGACAACGACAAAAAGCUUCCCCGGGAGGAGGUAGGCAGGCAGGGGGCUGGCAGAGACGACACUGCCAGCAGCAAAGAGGGCAUGGUUCCCUUUGUGUUUGUGGGAACUAAAGAGAACAUCAGCAAUGCUCAGGCUCUUUUGGAGUACCAUGUGUCCUAUCUCCAGGAAGUGGAGCAGCUGCGACUGGAGCGCCUCCAGAUUGACGAGCAGCUCCGUCAGAUCGGGGUGGGGUACCGCGCACCUGCCAGUCGAACGGGGGGCCCAGGUACUGACCGGGAGAAAGGCUACUUGACAGAUGAGAGCAGCAACUCACUCCAUGCCUCUCGCACCUAUGGAGGCCGCGGCAGAGGACGAAGGGCCUCCAACAGCCAGUACUCUGGAUAUGGCACAAACUCUGAACUGUCCAAUGCUUCUGAGUCGGAGGAGGGUAUGGAGCGAGACCAGCGGCCCCGUGGCAUAGGCGGAGAGGAGAGAGGCUCCCGACGAGGCGGCAGGGGCAGAGGCUCCAACUCAGGACGAGGCCGUGGAGGACCAGGGUCCAAGCCCUCGAACUCAAUCAGCUCAGUGCUGAGGGACCCAGACAGUAACCCGUACUCCCUGCUGGAGGGUGAAGGAGAGCUAGCCGACACCGACAUCAGUGAAGGCAUGGGAGGAGACCGCCGCAGGCGCUCCCGCCGCCGCCGCAACGACCAGGAACCCAGCGUAAUGGAUGCUGCUGGAGAGUCGGACAGCCAGGCCGGCCCCAGCGAGAAUGGACUGGAUGAAGAGGCCCGGCCUCAGCGUCGCAACCGAAGCCGCCGCCGCCGUAACCGUGGCAACCGCCCAGAGGGAGGUUCAGCCAGCCGUGACAGACAGCCACAUGAGAGUGUGACUGUUGCUGACUACAUAUCCCGUGCUGAGUCCCAGAGCAGACAGAACCUGCCCCAGAAGGAAAACCACGCUGGCCCUGAGCCCAAGGAGAAUGGGACCAGCACCAAGAAUGAUGAGCGAACACCCUCCAAGCGUUCCCCCAGCAAAGGCAUGACCUCGCCCAGUGAGACUCUGACCUUGGUCAACGGGGUCUCGUAAAGAGACGGCCCUGCCCCUGGUGAACCCAAGUCUAGAGCAAGACUCCAUGGCAAACUCUGUCCCUGCUUGCAUUAACUUAAACCUUAAACAGAUGAGUGAAAAGUACCUGACAAAAUACCUGAAUUCAUACUAUGAGAGUGAAAAAGUACAAAAAAACGACAAACGCAUCUACUUAAAAACACACGUUAACGGUGUAUGCUAUCCUAUCUAUCAGUACGUAGUGCUUAUUUAAAAAAACAACUAGCUUGCCAAAAAAGAGCUGGUGGAUAUGACUUGAUUUUUAAAAAUACUGAAACACGAGAAACAGGACGAGACUUUUUUUGUUUUGUUUUUGAAAACGGUUGUCUUUAUUUGUGUCCUUUUUUUUUGUUUUGUUUUGUUUUGUUUUGUUAUGUUAUGUUAAUUUUGUUCAUUGUUUAUCACUGGUUUGGACUUGGCGGUCGCUCUCUCUCAACCAAAACAGACGCGUCUCUUAACAGUGUUAAAGUACAGACAAGAGAGAUGUAAGCUGUAGGGAGUGGCGGACGAGCAGACAGUCCAAUAGCUCAUGUGACGAGAUGUUCGCACACUGAACCUGGGAGUGGAGACAGACGGAUUGGAAUAUUGAUAGACAUUGUGCCUUGAAUUUGAAAAAAAAAAAAAAAAAAAUUAAAAAAAAAAAAAAAACUUGAGUUUUUCCAUUAAGUUUGUUUUUGUUUCCUGAGGGAAAGAAAACAGGGAGAGUUGAUCUUCCAGUUUUUUUUUUCUUUUUUUUUUUUCUUUUUUCUUUUUUGGUUCCAAGAGGAGAACAAACCUGUGAGGGAGUGAUGAGUAAAACAAGGGAAGGAGAGGGAGUGGCUGGCCAACGUGAGGAAAAAGAAGUCUGGUGCCAAACACGAAAUUCAAGGCGCUUGUCCUCAUUCCGAGUAGAAUGGACAGCGUUGGGGGGUCAGUGCGUGCGUGUAUGUGCGUGCGCGCGUAUGUGUGUGUUUGUGUGUGCAGAGUUGAGAUUUGGCAACCACAAAACAAAACUGGGGAGGGGUGAGGUAACAAACUGAAACGUAGCCCUGGGCGGGUCGCAUGGUGAGGCAUCUCUAUUUAUCAGCAGGCCUGAGGGGGGUGUCGGGUGAUGCGUCACUUCCUCCUCUCGACCUGUUUUAGGUCUUUCGAGGGUCCAGGGUGGCGCCCGUACAGCCCUAGUAAACAGGACAGGCUGAGACCAGACAGACGGCAGACUUGAACUAUAGAUUUAGACUCAAAGAGAACUAUACCGUGCCUCUUUCUCUGUGUCGGAGGGGGCGGCGGUGCUAGCUUCCAGCCACACUUAGUGUCUUGAUAAACCACUGCAGCGCGCAGCUCCGGACGCACACGAGGGGCGACCACCUUUCUGGGACGGGUGCUGCUAGUGGGGGAGGGGGGGCGGGGCGGGGCCUGGAGACUGCGGACUGUGGGAUUGGGACAGCUUCAAAUGACAUGAGAGCCACAUGACACACACCUACAGGUACACACACGAGGCAUACACACCACCAGGUGCGUGCGAGUUGAAGUGGUCGCCUGCAAUGGCACAAAGUACAGGACUGAAAAGGAAAAACUUUAAACAAGCGAGGUGUCUGUCUUGUACCUGGCAGUUUGGGUUGGCAAAUGGAGUAAGAGAGGGACUUGAAACCUCAGUGGCUCUCUGCUCAUAUUGUUACUGUUGUCUUGGUUACCGCUCUCAAGUUUUUUUUGUUGCUAUUUCCACAUCUUAGAAAAUAUGAAAUAAAAAAUUGAAGUGAAAUCAACUUCUUCUCUGGAGACGAACUUUGAUUUCUCUGUCUUGUGAGUUUGCAGUCUAUUUUUCUAACUUGCAUGGCAUUUAGUUAACAAGUAGUAGGUGGUGCCUGUCCUGUGCAUGAGGAAAGGGUGUUAUUAAUCUGACUUACAAAGCCAUUGUUUCAUUCACUAGAAUUGCUGCUAAUGUACACAUUGAAUGUCCGACUAACGUAGAAACUCUACCUUUGAAGAGAGAGAAACUUAAAAAAAAACAAAAAAAAAACAAAAAAAAAAACACAACAAAAAAACAAACAUCCCCACCCCCACCACACCCCCCUCCCAGCUCAUCUGCCCAGAACGUCCCAGUUUCUAUCGGUGGAUGCGAGUCAGGAAGAGACCCAUUCCUUUGCUCAGAAGUUUCGGAGUCUCAUAAAAGUAUUACAUUUCCAAGGGCAACAUUGUGCAUGACAAGCAAGCGUCCACAUGACCAAAGGUUUUGAGAGACAGAUGAAUGGGAGCGUGGUUGAAUCGAGAUGACCCAGAUGCUGCUGUUAUACAUUUCUGCUCACCUGUAUGUUGUGUUUUUAGAGAAUGAACGAGCACUUGAGUAUUUGUACCUUGGUUCAGUUGCAUGUGUGUGAGUGGAGGAUGAAACCCUUACUGGUAUGUUUGUGUUUACCUUUAUACCUCAUUGUGUGAGUACUGUAAUCCCUUAUGUAUCUGUAUCCCUCACGUCCUGUUGAAAGACUGCUGGCUACUGUGUGUGAGUGUGUGUGCGUGUGUGGGGGUGUGUGUGCGUGCGCGCGUGCGUGUGUGUGUGUUCGUGUGCGUCUGUGGAUGCUGGCUGUACAGUCGACUCCUCACUCUGUCAGAUUUUGUCUCUGGUUUUCUCACUCAUGUUCUGAUGGCAAUAAAGGACUUUUCAUUGUUUGGUAUA